CUAGUUGUUUGAUUUUUGUGUAAUCGGAAGCCCAUUCAUGAGACAGCGCACACACUCAGUAAUGGGGAACGAAGCAGUAAAACAGCUCGCUCAUCAUCAUCGGGAACGGGGAAGUCCAAUAGUAACAGUGAAUGGGAUACGACAUUAUGGGAGGGUCUGGUUGAUAUGCUGGAGACGUCUCCUACCGAGAGCACCGAUGAUUCGACGAGUUCGCGACAUCCGCAUAUCCCGCAGGAUCCGACCAUCGUCAGCCCUGGCAACAAAUCAAUCGCGAAGCUCAUUCAGUUGAUGGACCAGUCGCCCUCCUUCGGUGGACCCGAAGCCAAAUUUCCUCGAAACAUUCUGCCGACCCUACUCCGGAGCCGUUACCGGCAACAUAUAGGCGAAGGUUACCGCGACACCAUCAGCACUGAUUGCUACUCGCCACAUGAACAGAGCAACGACACCGGUCCACACGCAGUCCGUGACCGAACCCCCCGCAAGUGGCUCACAGACAAGCCCAUCCCCAUCAACAGCUGCUGGAUAAACGCAGACAAACAAAGUGACGAAGCUGAACCUCUUACGGGUGACAGCAAUGGAUGGAAUAAUUUCGAUGGUUCCUCAUGUAUACAUACGACUGAUAUGUUCGGAACGGGCGUUACGGAAGCAGAUACCAUUGGGCUUUCGCAGGAUCAUCGAACUGGGCAUGCAUUGGAUCCACACGCCGUGCCUGGGGACGCUGAAGAGACCCAUGAGGCAGUGAUUCAUUCUACACCACCGAAUACAUCACUCUUCGCAGACAUACCCGCUAUUGUCUCUCAGCUUCCCGAUAAUAAACGAACCCAGCAGCUCGCAAGCCCUUCUCGGCGGAGCAGAGUCAAGCGGGUUCAAACGACGACACCCAAACGAGAAGCGGGGCCAUCACACAAACAAACUCAAUCGACUGUCGAAAGCAUUACAAGUCCGUCUAACAUCGGAGGGCAAUGCAACAUUAAGUGGGGAAAAAAACGCCAAACACCGCCGCCCCUGUUAUCCAGCCGCCGCCCCCUUCAGCCACUGAGCAGUGGAUACGGUGGACGACGACAGCUUGGCGUCGGCAAUCGCUUGCAGUCAGUUCGACAUCUACUGCCCCUAUUAAAACAGCGCCCCUCACAUGCGCAUCCCACAAAAUCUUCCUGCCGAGGAAGAAUUGUGUCGCACAGAGAGACAACCAGUCUGAGAGAGCCCCUCUGGAAACGUAUCAAAUACUACGCAAGGACGGCGCCUGCAGACAUUCGUUUUCUAUGUAAUUACACUAAGAACGAGUAAUUCUCAAUUCGAUGUCGCCAGCUUUUAACGUCGGACGUCUCUAAAAUGCGUCACAAACUCUAUCUGUGCUCCCUUUUUGUACGCCUAACACCGUGUUCUGUUGCUAACAGAUGAACAUCACUUCUCGAUAUGAGGUUGAUCAUGAUGAUGUGAAAGCUUGGAUACUGGUAUCUCUUCGCGACAGAUACAUACAGAGGUUUCUCCACUCCUUGAACGACACUACGGAUAUCAAUGGCAAAACUUCCCAUACUCCUCU
This is a messenger RNA of Toxoplasma gondii ME49, 1543 nucleotides long. RefSeq lists its product as hypothetical. The record is from RefSeq and is a predicted model, not a curated record. Lineage: Eukaryota; Apicomplexa; Conoidasida; Eucoccidiorida; Sarcocystidae. The coding region runs from base 166 to 1287 and encodes 373 amino acids. The transcript is spliced from 7 exons.